This is a messenger RNA of Trichobilharzia szidati, 2002 nucleotides long. NCBI's taxonomy places the organism in Eukaryota, Metazoa, Platyhelminthes, Trematoda, Strigeidida, Schistosomatidae. The record is from the annotation of a GenBank genome assembly.
UACUUAAUUUCUUAUAGUGAGGCUAUCUAGGAUAGUCUUGGGUUAGCAGACUGCUAUUAAUUUGAUAGCUGAUAACUAAAGCUCGGAUGAAAACUUUGGUCGUAGGAGAAUUCGCACCAGCAGCUCCCGGAUUUUCAGGCGAGUGCUGCAUCAUUUGAGCUACUGAAUCCAUCUACUGAUCAUGUCAUCUUUUGCAUCUUGCUAGUACUCUUGACUAUGGUAUUCUAAGGUGUAGGACGGCAAACCAAUACGGACCCCUCAGUGUUCGUACGAUGUGCUUCUUACAAGGGCGCAUUUAGAUCCAUUUUGUUUUUAUCAAUCUUAUUUUCAUUCAGUUACUCUAUAGAAACUAAAGAGAAUGGAAAAGUAAAUGUUUUAAAGUAAUGUGCACUUGUCGUCUUAUCUUUAACUUCAAGACUGCCAUAACAUAAGACCGUCUAUUAUCUGGAAUCCGACGAAUGGCCUUAGCUUCAGCAAAAAGUUUAUCUGUGAUAAACGUUCAAAAGAACUUGCAGCUUAGUACAAAAACAUGUAUUGGGAGGUUAUAUAUAAGACUAAAUGUUGCACAGGCAUUUUCAUCCACUGACAAAUCAAAUGAUAUUGGAGAAUCAAAGAACGAUAGCAGCUUGCCAAACCAAAAACUGUCUCCUGAAUUUCAGAAAGCUAUUGCUCAUGGUCCCAGUCUUUCCGAAUUUAUCAAACUGGGCAAAAGCAAUCAGGCAGUUGAUCAAGGUGUUCAUGAAUCUCAAAGUAAAGUGUCUAAAACUGGUGAACGUCUUCGUCUUCCAAAAUGGCUUAAGACUGAAAUUCCAUGUGGUGGUAAUGUUGCACGCUUAGAGAAACAGUUACGUUCAUUAAAUUUACAUACAGUUUGUGAAGAAGCUCGAUGUCCUAACCUUAGUGAAUGCUGGAGUGGUGGAAGUUCUGCAGCAUCCACAGCUACCAUUAUGAUAAUGGGUGAUACAUGUACUAGGGGUUGUCGAUUUUGUUCAGUGAAAACCUCCCCGAAUCCACCACCUCUUGAUCCAAACGAACCAGUUAAUACUGCUGAAGCUAUAAGCAAUUGGGAUGUAGACUAUAUUGUAAUCACUUCAGUGGAUCGUGAUGAUUUGGUAGAUGGAGGCGCCCGGCAUAUUGCUGAAACAAUUCGACAAAUAAAAGCACGUAAACCAUCGAUUUUAGUCGAAUGUUUAGUUCCAGACUUUCAAGGUUGUACAGAUUCUAUCACUACGGUAGUUCGCGCCAACCCAGAAGUAUACGCGCAUAAUAUUGAGACAGUGGAGUCAUUACAGAGCGUUGUACGUGAUAGGCGUGCUGGUUACUCUCAGUCACUUCGAACUUUAGAAACUGCCAAGGAACGUAGUAAUCGCCUUGUUUCAUCUGGAGAUGCAGAUUCUCUUAUCGUCACUAAAUCUAGUAUUAUGUUAGGUCUUGGUGAAACUGAACAUGAAGUGAUGGUAGCUUUGAAGGAUCUACGCCAAGCAGGAGUUGACUGUGUAACACUCGGACAAUAUGUGCAACCGACUAGGCGUCAUCUAAAGGUGAAAGAAUAUAUUCAUCCGGAUAAAUUUGACUAUUGGGCAAAAGUUGGCAAUGAAAUGGGAUUUUUAUACACAGCUAGUGGACCGUUAGUACGGUCAUCCUAUCGAGCUGGUGAAUACUACAUUAAAAAUAUUAUAGACCAAAGAAAACGUAAAAGUUUGUAAUAAACAGUGAACAUAAUGCCAAUCAGUAUUUGCAGUACUUUUCCUUAUUCAUCCAAAAUCACUUUACUUUCGAUCUAGAUUUGUAUAGAAUAUAUAUAUAUAUAUAUAUACCAAUGAUGUAGAGCUAUCUUUUCUUAUCUUAUCACUUCAUUCAACACUCCUUACUAUUUUUUAGUCAAUGUUGGUAUGAAUAUGUAAGUAACCAAGAUACAAUUCGUCUUACAAUACUUGACUUUUCAGUUGAAAUAAUUACAGCACAUUUAUGUUUUGCUGAGUUUCUGUUUUCUGUACUUCGA